GUUAUUUUUCUCACUGAUGGCGCUAGUAUCGCGAUCGGGCAGAAGUGCUAGUGAAAAUUGCAAUUGAAAGUGUUUUAUUGUGGGUGCACUGAAAAAGAACUUUUUCCCUGGUUAAGUAUUUGGCUCUCUAGUCGCUAGCAUCAUUUGCAGACGCCUCAGAUACUAUAGAAAAUGGACGUUUUUCUCAUGAUUCGGCGAAAGAAAACAACAAUUUUUACAGACGCCAAAGACAACACGACAGUUAGUGAAUUGAAAAAGAUGAUAGAAGGGAUUCUCAAGAUUCGGCCUCGAGAUCAGCAGCUUUACAAUAAAGACAACACAGUCAUGGAGGAUGAUAAGCCAUUGCAAGACUAUGGUAUCUCAAUUGUUACGGCUAAGGCUCAGGCUCCAGCACAACUGGGUCUCGCAAUUCGGACAGAAACGGGUGAAUUUGAAGCGCUGGAAAUAACACCAUAUUCAUCACCGCCAGACCUUCCGGACGUGAUGAAAAAUCAAGAGGCUGCCAAUGGACAGGAGCAAGUUGCUUAAUUGCCUUUUCUUGUUUUAUAUGAAGCGCCCCCAAAAGAGAUACAGAGGAGCUCACAAGUGAAAAAAAAGAAGAAUGCUGUAAAUUAUAAAUAUGUUUUUUUUUCCUUUUGAAUAAGCUCCAGCAGGUGAGGUAAAAAAAAAAUAAUGUUUUUUUCUCUUUACCAAUUCAAUGAGGAAUUUAUUAAAAACAAAAAAAUGUCUCCAUAAAUGUUGGGGGUUAUUUUGCACUAUCUUUUUUUUUAAUAAAAUUAACACAUUUUUUAGAAGAUUGUCCUUUAUCUUUCUUUUUUUGUUGAAAAGUACCUUCAUUCUAAGUGGAAUCACUAUAGAGGAAAUAAAAUUAUCUCGAUUCUUGUCUUUUUCACAAAAAAAACUUGAUAGAUAAAUAAAUAAAUAAAAGCAUCAAAGAAUAUUUCUUUUCUACCUUCUGAAUGUGCUUGCUUUUAGCGAGAUAUAAUAAUUUUUUCUUUGCAAUCCUGGGGGAGGAUCCUCAUCCGCGAAAAAGAUCAUUUAGCCUUUAUAUUUUUGCAUUUCAAUAAGCUAAAUUAUUGUGGUCAUUCUCACUUUUUUUUAAAUUUUAGGUUAUUUUUUUAUUUUAGAAAGUAAGGUUAUGAUGAACUUAAUGCAAACUUUGGGCAAAAAUAUUUAUAAAUAGUCACAAAAAAAUAAUUUUCGUUUUUUUUUAAUGGAAUAGGUAAAUUAAUGGGAUUCUCCUAACCUAUAAAUUAGUUGAAGUUUUAGGUUAUGGUAGUCAUAACCUUAAAAAUUCAAUUCUAACUUUGCGGUCAUCUCAUAAAUGAACUUCUAUUAAGAAAAAUAUAAAAUCAUCUAAAAUGCCAUAUAAAGGAAACCAAUUAAAGUGAUUUUUAAAACGUAAUUAAAUAACGACAGAAAAUAAAUGAAAAGAUUAUUAAGUUUUAAAAUACAAGACAUCUUGGAAAUUAUUCUGAAUUUGCUGGAGUGUUUGAUACAUUCAGUACACGACUACAAAUCAUAAUAAUUUUAUCCAUUUUCUACUAUUCCAAAAGUUUCCGCUUCAUAUAUGAGGUUAUGUUGUGUCUAACCUCAAAAUCGGGAAAUAUUUUAGAAAUAGAAACAAAAAUAUUAACUUUUAAAGUGAAUUUCUCACGAUUUGAUUAAAAUUAAUAAUUUCAGGAUAAUUUUUUGCUUAAAAAAUAUAACAAACUCGAAAAAGUUAAAGUUCUAAUCUUCAAAAAUAUUUUGAGGUUAUGAUUUAAUACGAUUUCAAAUAUGAAGCGACGUUUAAAAUUGGAGAAUAAUGGAAUAAAAUAUUUUUUCGGUUUUCUGAUUCUCUUAUUUUACUAAUAACCCAGCGAGCAUCAAAUACUGACCGAUUUCUAUUCAGCUAAACGCUUAGGUAUUUUCAGCUGAAUUCUGCUAACCUUAAAACGACACUUGCGAAACAGUGCCUAGCAAUUUUUGUUCAAGACUGCUGACCGAUCAGCAUAUUUUUGUUCAUCGAUUGAGCAAAGAUAUGCUAAAAAUCCUACUUUAUUUAGCUGACUGUGCUCGCUGGGAAGUUGAUUAGAAUUGUAAGGUUAUUUUGAACAUAACCUCCAAAACGGUUUUCAAAAGCAAGAACACUUCAAAAUGUUGCAAAUUUAUUUUCACAAACUUAAAUCAUCUGAGAAACAAAAAAAAGAAUAAAUUGUAAUAUAAUUCAUGUUCCUUUUUACAUAGUCUUGUUUUCGAGUUUUUUGAAAAGUUUUCUGAUUCUAACUAUUCAAGUCUUUAUCUUUUUAAAAAAAAAAAUGAAUACAUUCUAAUUAAAAUAUGAGAUCCAGUGCUAAGAAUGUUUUCCAGUUUACUCACAUAAAAAAAUCGAUGCGCUCUCUUUGAGGUUAUGUUCAACAUAACCUCAUAUUACAAAAAAAAAACAAAAUUUCAGCACUGUGAAAAGAAAAUUAGCUACAUUAAUCAAAUUGUAUUGCUCGGAAAAUUAACGCCUUGGCCUGAGAUAUAUCUUUUAAGGCAAGAGAUGGACCGAGACACUGGAACCUCUCCUGAUUUUCUCUGCUGCCAUAUUCGAUUCCCUGAUGAAGAAGGCCAUUCAUCCUCGAAAAGUUCUAAAAAGUAAAAUUGUGAAAAUCAAGACAGGUUCAGUAUUUUCGUCUUUAUACUGUUAUAUUCCUGGAUCGAAAAUCUGCUGGAUCUUUUUGAGGUUAGAUUACACAUAACCUCAAUUUAUAAAAUAAUUUAAAAAAAGAGAAUCAUAAUAAAACCAAAAAAGAUAAAAUUGCAGGUUCUUAUAAAAGUUUGUUUUUUUUUUAAAUAAAUUUUAAAAGGCCCCAAAUUUUUAAGGUUAGGUUCAACAUAACCUGAAAUUUCUGAAUAACCUACAAAAAAAUUAAUAGAGAAUGAUGCACAAAAAGUUGGUGCUGUUGUUCUCAAAUAGAAUGUAAAUCUUAUGGAAAAGUAAAACAAUUUAUCUUUAAAUUUACAUAAGAAUAUGCCUAAAUACUCAGUACGAUGUAAAGUUCUAUGAUUCUUAAGACAACCCUCUACAACAAUCGCUUUCCCAGGAUUUGUCGUCCCUUUCAAAAAAAUAAAACAAAAAAUUAUUCUACGGAUAAUCAUUCUCUUUCAUUUUUAUUUAACAAGAAAUUAAAAUUUCUUUGAAUGUACAAUUCUUUUAUAAUUAAAAAAAAAAACAAUUCACUGAGACGAUAAAGGAAAAGAAAAAAAUAACGAAUGUGGAAUAAUUUAUGUAAUUUGUAAAAUAAAAAGAAUAUGAGAAUUAGUGAUUAAUAAAUCUUGAGAGAAAGGAGA
Phlebotomus papatasi is the source of this 3318-nucleotide messenger RNA. It is a transcript of the gene EloB, whose product is annotated as elongin-B. Gene Ontology annotation, molecular function: protein binding. The transcript has 3 exons. Gene Ontology annotation, biological process: transcription elongation by RNA polymerase II. Bases 172 to 528 code for a protein of 118 amino acids. Lineage: Eukaryota; Metazoa; Arthropoda; Insecta; Diptera; Psychodidae. Gene Ontology annotation, cellular component: elongin complex; VCB complex. The record is from RefSeq and is a predicted model, not a curated record.